AGCUCCUCUCCUCUCAGUCUCCAGUAAACAGCAGUCAUGGCGACAGUGGUCCAGCCGCUCACCCUGGAGAGAGAUGUUGCCCGGGCUAUCGAGUUGCUGGAGAAGCUGCAGGAGUCUGGUGACGUUCCCGGCCACAAGCUGCAGUCUCUGAAGAAGGUGCUGCAGAGUGAGUUCUGCACAGCAAUCAGAGAGGUCUACCAGUACAUGCAUGAAACAAUUACAGUAAAUGGCUGCCCAGAGUACCAGGCGAGAGCCACAGCUAAGGCCACGGUUGCAGCUUUCGCAGCCAGCGAAGGUCACUCCCACCCUCGAGUGGUCGAGCUUCCCAAGACGGAGGAAGGGUUAGGUUUCAAUGUGAUGGGCGGCAAGGAGCAGAACUCCCCUAUAUACAUCUCCCGUAUCAUUCCCGGAGGUGUGGCUGAAAGACACGGUGGCCUAAAGCGAGGGGAUCAGCUGCUGUCUGUCAACGGCGUGAGCGUAGAAGGAGAACACCACGAGAAAGCAGUGGAGCUCCUGAAGGCAGCCAAAGACAGUGUGAAGCUGGUGGUUCGCUACACCCCCAAAGUGCUGGAGGAGAUGGAGGCUCGCUUUGAGAAGCUCCGGACGGCCCGGCGGCGUCAACAGCAGCAGCUCCUGAUACAGCAACAGCAGCAACAGAACCUGUCCUCUCAGCAAAAUCACAUGUCGUAGGUUGUUCCAAAAGAAGAAAUAAAGGAGCCCUGAAAGAGUGUAUGUUCCUCAAGGAUCCCAAAGAGGAAUCUUAUGGCGAUGAAGGAAACCAGCAAGUCGGCUCUUCUUACAUCCUCUUCCUCACUUCCUGUGUUCCUCCGACUACUGAGCGGAGGAGAGAAUUUCAAAACUGGUGCUUUGAAAACCACACCGAAAGUCAUCAUUUAACGCCCCUUUUAUAAAUUGCUUCUCCCCAAUUGUGGAUUUUUGAAGCUCUCGUGUUUUUGUUAUCCAGUUAUCCUUUUUUAUGGCUCACGUCUAUUAAAAUGUUAAUUCUUUGCCAUUUUUUUGCCCCAGAUUUCAUUUGUACCGUGGUGUUUUUACUGAUUCAUCAACUGGUGCUUGUGUCUCGUAUGAAUGAUUAUUUGGGUAUUUUUCGUCUUUUUUUUGGGAUGAACUCUUUUUUUUUUUUUACCUUCUAUACUGUAGCAAGAAAAUAUUUUUUACCUUGUAGCUUUAGCAAUAACACAUUCUUCAGUUUUUACAUUUCAAAUGCAAGCAUUGUCAAAGUUCCUGAACGAUAUGAAUCCCUGCAAACCAGGUCUCAUUUACUGUCCCGCAGCUUCUGAGUCCAAAGCCUCCAUGCCAUUUGAAGAGAUUAUUGAU
Messenger RNA from Nematolebias whitei (Rio pearlfish), 1335 nucleotides. RefSeq names its product lin-7 homolog A (C. elegans) (gene lin7a). Bases 37 to 690 code for a protein of 217 amino acids. The record is from RefSeq and is a predicted model, not a curated record. NCBI's taxonomy places the organism in Eukaryota, Metazoa, Chordata, Actinopteri, Cyprinodontiformes, Rivulidae. Gene Ontology annotation, cellular component: cell-cell junction; MPP7-DLG1-LIN7 complex; basolateral plasma membrane. The transcript is spliced from 6 exons. Gene Ontology annotation, molecular function: L27 domain binding. Gene Ontology annotation, biological process: maintenance of epithelial cell apical/basal polarity; protein localization to basolateral plasma membrane; neurotransmitter secretion.